AUGUCGCUCCCCGGUUUAGAGCUCUCGCAGACCUCAUCAGAGAGGGAGUUUGUCCCCGCACCACCAACACAGAUUACCUUGUCCAAGGGCUCAGAAUGGAGAUUUGAGGUUGCAUUUGGAACAGCGAUACGAGUCAAGCUAUUGGCCGGCACCGCAGAGCUUUUCGGCACAGAACUUGCUGCAUCGCAAACAUAUACCUUCUCCGGGACGAAAGCGGCGAUCUACACCUGGCACGGCUGCACGCUCGAGGUCAGCGCCGGCGAUACGAUAUCGACGAUAGAUGGACUAGGAUCGGGUGGUCUGAACGGCGAGGGGGCGCGUGGCUAUGGCGCGGGCGGCUGCCAGAGCGAGUAUACGGCCGAGGAGACGCCGAUGGUCGAGUAUGCGAAUGUGCAUUUCGCGCUGGAGGCGAUGCGCCAGGAAGCCAAGGCGACGGGCAAGGACGGGCCGCGGGUGCUGAUUCUGGGGCCCGAGAACGCGGGGAAGACGAGCGUGGCGAAGAUUCUGACGGCAUAUGCGACUAAGGUCGGGAGGCAGCCGAUCGUGGUCAAUUUGGAUCCGGCGGAGGGGAUGCUCAGCGUCCCAGGGACGCUAACGGCGACGGCGUUCCGGACGAUGAUGAAUGUUGAGGAGGGGUGGGGAAGUAGUCCCAUGUCGGGGCCGAGUGCGGUGCCUGUGAAGCUGCCGUUAGUUUACUUCUAUCCGUUGCAGAAUCCGCUUGAGGCUGAGGGUGCCGUCUAUCGGCCUAUAGUGUCGCGGCUGGCGCUGAGUGUGACGGGGCGAAUGGCUGAGGAUGAGGACACGCGCGAGACGGGCAUCAUCGUCGAUACGCCGGGCAUUUUGAGCGCUGGCAAGCCGGGUAGUCUUGAGAUUAUCAACCAUAUCGUGACGGAGUUUGCAAGCUCCGAACGGCUUUAUAGCACCAUGAUGAAGAACUACGACAACAAGCCGACUUCUAGUGCGUCUGCCGCAGCGUCGGAUGAGCGGAUCACCGUUGUGAAGCUCUCCAAGUCUGGUGGCUGCGUGGACCGCGACGCAGCGUUUAUGAAGUCCGUUCGUGAGUCGCAGAUUCGAACAUACUUCUUCGGCAAUCCAAUUCCUUCCACGGCAUCGGCGGCGCUCUCGAUGUCUGCGUCUUCGACGACAAAUAUUACACUCUCUCCCCAUGCCCAACAGCUCGAUUUCGACUCCUUGGCCGUUUACAACUACACAAUUGCCUCUUCAGAUGAAGACGAGGACGAAUACGAUCCGUCUCAAUUUGGUGCCAGUGAUACAUUCCUUCCCGGGGGACGCAAUGACGCCGAGGGUCCAGAGACCAAGCAUGCCGAGGAGACAUCGUUUACUUCCUCCGUGCCAGGCUUGGGGGGGUCAUCGGGCGACGAUGCAGCAUCAGGCAGCUCGGCUGUACCCCUGAAAAAAGUUCUACCUCCUGCACCGAACACGCUCGCCAAUUCCCUGCUCGCAGUUACGCACACCGCGCCGAACGCCAGUCCGGCAGAGAUCCGCGAUGCCAGCAUCAUGGGAUUCCUCUACGUGGCCGAUGUAGAUAGCGAGAAGGGCAAGAUUCGGGUACUGGCUCCGAUCGGUGGGCGAGUACCGCCAAGGGCCAUUGUCUGGGGUAAGAAGUGGCCUGGAGAGGUGGUUGGGUUGGUGGGAUAG
Molecule: messenger RNA, 1659 nt
Organism: Aspergillus fumigatus Af293
Lineage: Eukaryota; Fungi; Ascomycota; Eurotiomycetes; Eurotiales; Aspergillaceae
Source: RefSeq, a predicted model, not a curated record